AUGGUGGCACGAACAGUAAUCUACCUUUACAUCAUGAGCAUCCUCGGGCUAUGUUGGUGCAUAGAGCAGCCAAGUUCAAGCUUGCUGGAGAAGCACACAGCGUUCCAGUGGCUUUGCAAACAAACCAAAGUCUACCGUGUGUUUGUGUGGAUUGGAAGCUAUGGACAUGAUUGUCCGAAGCCAACGUUUUUAUAUUCAAACUACCAAUUCUUUCAAAAGCUUUACCUUCCACUUCCUGAUCGUGAAUGGACGAGCAGUAUGGUUCGGAGGUAUGUUGACGGCUCGGGAGUCCAGCGUAUAUGCGGCGAUUGUGACCUGAAGGCAUCUCAACACUAUCCUGUUCGCUUUGGAUGUGCGGUGGCUGAAUGCUUUUUGGAGCACUAUGAGCUGGUAAAGGAGACUGCAGAGAAGACCCAGUCCAUAUUACAAGCAUCGCCCCCAAAGAAGGAAGCCAAGGACACCUGUUAA
This is a messenger RNA of Cladocopium goreaui, 468 nucleotides long. The record is from the annotation of a GenBank genome assembly. NCBI's taxonomy places the organism in Eukaryota, Dinophyceae, Suessiales, Symbiodiniaceae.